Molecule: messenger RNA, 1665 nt
Organism: Talaromyces marneffei
Lineage: Eukaryota; Fungi; Ascomycota; Eurotiomycetes; Eurotiales; Trichocomaceae
Exons: 1
Coding region: 1-1665 (554 amino acids)
Biological process (GO): polysaccharide biosynthetic process
Cellular component (GO): membrane
Molecular function (GO): acyltransferase activity, transferring groups other than amino-acyl groups
Source: RefSeq, a predicted model, not a curated record
AUGACCGCACAGGUUAGGGACUCUGUGAGACGCAGGGAGUCUCUGAUAGCGUCCCCCCAUGACAUGCCGCGAAACCUAUCCCUCGAAUUCAGCCUUCCGGAGCUCGACCGACGACAAGAUACGGAUCGGCCCUACACAGAUCACGCACCCCCUCACAAUGCCGCUACUGACUCAUCUAUGUCGUGGUCCCAGUCGCUGACAAUGCAACAAGAUGAGGAUUUCCCUGAGUACGCCGAGCGCAUCUUUUCACAAUUCAUGGUCUUUACAGUACCGAGUUACUUGCAGCAUCACAUCACGGGCGGAGAACCGAACAAACCAAAAAAACUGCACGAUAUUGCGGCGUUGGAUGGCUUGCGAGGAUGGGCUUGUCUGCUCGUCUUCAACUUUCAUUUCUUUUUCACGUAUACAUGGCAUACACAUAUAGGCUGGGGUUUUAAUAAGCAGUAUUUUGGGUUACAUCAGCUACCAUUCUUUCACAUGAUCUUUUCGGGGCACAUCAUGGUCGCCAUCUUCUUCGUGAUUUCAGGUUACGUUCUUUCUUAUCGACCUCUCAAAACGAUUCGAAGCGGGGCAUUUGAACAGACCUUCGCAGUACUUUCUUCGGCAACUUUCCGACGUGGAUUGCGUCUCUAUAUUCCGUCAAUCGUCGGGUUGUUUUGUGUAUUUGUUGCAGUCCGUCUAGGGUUAUACAACUACUCUCGGUGGGUCGUGGAUCAUAGUCGAACGAUUACUGGCACGAAUGAACAGCAUCCAAUUAUCCUGCGAUCAACGUACAUACAACUUUGGGACUGGUAUAACACGAUAUGCCGAUUGAUGAAUUUCUGGGACUGGGGGCUUUAUUAUAACAACUACAACCCUCAUCUCUGGACAAUUCCCGUCGAAUUCCGCAGCUCGAUGGUGCUCUUUGUCACGAUUCUUGCCGUCAGUCGGUUCAGAACUAAGGUUCGCUUGAUCUUGGAGGCCAUGACGCUUUGGUUCUGCGUACGUUGGGGCAGAUGGGAUGUGGUGCUCUUCCUGAGCGGCUUGAUCCUUGCUGAAAUCGACCUCGAAAAUGGAAUUUGGAAUAACAAUACUGCAACCACAUCCAACUGUGAAUCUGCCACUGCACCUUUGUCAGACUUGGAAAAACUUGUGGGCACCACCUCUGUCCAGAGUCUUCUUCGACGACGACAAAAUGCUAUUUGGAUAGGCAUUUUCAUAUUAGGGCUGUAUAUGGGCUCAUCACCAAAUAUUGGUGGACUAUACACUCCAGGAUAUGUUUGGCUCGCUCACAUUACUCCAAAAACGUAUCCAGAACCACACCGUUUCCCACAAACUCUCGGCGCGGUCCUGAUCGUCGCAAGCAUCAACAAUUCCAAGACCAUUCAAAAGAUUUUUGUGAAUCCCCUCUCUCAAUACCUUGGACAAAUCUCCUAUGCAUUUUACAUCGUUCAUGGCCCAAUCCUCCACGGACUUGGCUACACUCUGAUGCACAAUAUCUGGCAAAUCACCGGACGCGAGACAGCAUUUCAAUUCCUUUUCGGGGCUGCCAUUGGAUGGAGCAUCUGUCUCCCCAUUGCCCUCUGGCUUGCAGAUAUCUUUUGGCGAGCUGUGGAUGUUCCCAGUGUCAAGUUUGCGCGUCAAUUGGAAAGUGAAUUGCUUGCGAAGUUUCAGGUAUCUAACUAA